This is a messenger RNA of Tigriopus californicus, 1278 nucleotides long. RefSeq lists its product as uncharacterized. The record is from RefSeq and is a predicted model, not a curated record. The transcript has 2 exons. Bases 1 to 1278 code for a protein of 425 amino acids. Lineage: Eukaryota; Metazoa; Arthropoda; Copepoda; Harpacticoida; Harpacticidae.
AUGUUCAAGGCUCGUCCCACCCCGACCAUCGUUGUCCAUGUUCUUCCUCCAAGUGGCACACCUUUUACAAUGGACAUCUUGCCAGACACGGGUGCAACAGAGUCAUUGAUCUCAGCUGAUCUUGCCCGGACUUAUGGCAUCGUGAUUGACACCUUGAGAUCAUGUUCCAUUCGAGCUGCAAACAAUUCGAAAAUGCGAUGUUACGGUGCUGUUGAUCUGAUCAUUAGUCGUCUGGGAAAGUACAAGGCGUCCGUGACUACUUACGUGACCCCAGAUCUCCAUAACCAAUUUUUACUCUCUUGGCAUGGGAUGAUCGAGCUUGGCAUGCUGCCCAACACCUUUCCGUUACUUCCCGAGGAUGCUCAUUCUAAUGAUCUCGACCCAUCUGACGGUUCGGCCGUCCAAAUUCGAUCGACCACCUCGGAGCCCUGUGGGAAAGAAAUCGAAGGUGCCAUCAAUAUGCUUAUGGAAAAAUUCCAAUCAGUUUUUGAUUGUUCCCAAGUGCUUAAGCCCAUGAAAGGCGACCCCAUGGUCAUCCAUCUCCGAGACGACAUUCCUAUCACGCCUACUCAUGUGAACGUGGCUCGCAACAUUCCCUUUGCUUACCAAGAGAUGACAAAGGAAGAACUGAAGUCAAUGACUUCCUCUGGUGUCAUGGAAGAGGCUCCCGAGCCUUCUCUUUGGGUCAGCCCAAGCCUAGUUAUUCCCAAGCCCAAUGGUUCCGCUAUUGGCAGGUCGAACUCGACAAGGAAUCACGGCACCUCACAACAUUCCUCACCCCUUUUGGGCGCUUCCGUUAUUGUCGAGCCCCAAUUGGGAUUAAACGCGUCUGGAGACGAAUUCUGUGCCAGAGGAGAUCGAGCCCUCUCCGGCCUGGUUGGUGUCCGAAAAAUUGUCGAUGACAUCCUUAUCUGUGGAGAAUCCAAAGAUGAUCUUAUUCAAAAAACCAAGGCCGUUCUUCAACGCUGUGCAGACCACAGUAUCACCCUCUCCAAAGCUAAGGCCCAAGUUGGAUCGUCUGUCAAAUUCGCUGGCUAUAUCAUUAGUCGGGAUGGUGUCAGUCCGGAUCCAUCCAAGGUGGCCACAAUCUCCAAAUUUCCAGCCCCCACCAACCUGACAGACCUUCGGUCAUUUUUAGGUCUGGCCAAUCAAUUAGGACAUUUCGUUCCGGAUUUGGCCCAUGCCUCACAGCCACUUCGCAAUCUCUUGAAGAAAGAGAUGUCAUUUCAGUGGCUUUCAGAGCAUGAAGAGGCAUUUCGAGCGCUGAGGAAAUUCUGA